CCUGGCAUUGCAUUAGUUUUUGAAAAUUGCAAAACAACUUGAUCUACCACAAUUUUUUCAUUCAUCAUAUGAAAUUAUGGGGUUUUUCUUAACAAUAGUAAUAAUAUCUUUUUUCGUCCGAAUCGAAUGUGCAGUGCAAUCAGUUUUCUCCAGUGGACAAAACCCAUUUUUUAAUUAUUCGAACAAAACCAAUCCACAAAACCAAGGAGUUGGUUUGGGAAUUCCCCCCUUAUUUAUAAAUCCCCAAAAACCAGAAGAUCAUAACCCUGUUCGACCAUGGAAUCAAAAUAUUUUGGACGAACCCAAUCGACAAACCCAAGGAGUUGGUUUGGGAAUUCCCCCCUUAUUUAUAAAUCCCCCCAAAACAGAAGAUCAGCACUCUGUUCGACCAUGGAAUCAAAAUAUUUUGGGUAAUAUCGAACCUACUAUUCCAACUAUUUUUGAAAAAAACCCUUGCUCUACAAUGGCCUUCAACGAGGGACAAAAACCAGUGAUACCAAUUAAAGGGAGACCAAACGAACAACACCUACCACUAAAUGGUGGCUGUUUACGAGCUAGAGGUGCAUUUCCAACAAGCAUUUGCAACAAAUACAUAAAUUGUUGGGACGGUUUCGCACAAGAACAAACGUGUCCGGAAAAUCUACUUUUCAAUAUUGCUGGAUUUUGUGAUUACCCUUCUAAUGUUAACUGCCAAGGAAGGAUAUUACAAGAUUUUCCGAAAGUACCAACACCAUCCAAUGACAACAACAUUAUCAACAAUAUUUUACCAAACUUUAUCCUUGCCUACCCUUCUACGGAUUCCCCAAAGGAAAAUAACAAUAAUUAUCAAUCAAAUGCCUUAAAUUUACAUGGCGCAGUAUCAAAUAAGGAAAAUACCUCUGAGUUAUAUGGUCAAAAUAACAAUUUGCAACUAAAGUGUUUCCAACCAAGAGGUCAAUUUCCGUCUGAGCAAUGUCACAAGUACAUCAACUGUUGGGACGGUAUUGUGACAGAGGAAGAAUGCCCAAAAGGAUUACUUUUUUCCCUUAAGGGAUUUUGCGAUUAUCCCAGCAAUGUCAACUGCGGUUCGAGGACAUUUCCAAAUAUUCCUUAUCAAUCAACCGAAUGUCCUGGUUUGAAUGGUGCGUUUAGAGAUAGGAUGAAUUGUAGGAAAUACAUUAUAUGUUCUCUAAAUGCAGUUAUAGCAAGAUACGAGUGUCCUGAAGGACUAUAUUUUAAUGAGGCUAUUGGUGUGUGCGAUUAUCCAGUUAAUGUCCGAUGUGAAAUUAAGUUUUAAAUGUUUAAUUUGAUUUAAUAUUAGCAUUUUUAAUGAUAGUUGGUAAUCUAAAACUAGAUUCUAGUAAUUAUCAAAUACAUGUGCCCUUACACAUAUUAAAUUUUAAUUUGAAAUAAUUAAAUAAAUAUUAUGCAAUAAAUUAAACAUCAAAAAAGUGAA
Molecule: messenger RNA, 1435 nt
Organism: Agrilus planipennis (emerald ash borer)
Lineage: Eukaryota; Metazoa; Arthropoda; Insecta; Coleoptera; Buprestidae
Product: probable chitinase 10
Exons: 8
Coding region: 77-1276 (399 amino acids)
Cellular component (GO): extracellular region
Molecular function (GO): chitin binding
Source: RefSeq, a predicted model, not a curated record